Messenger RNA from Anneissia japonica, 3568 nucleotides. Its product is annotated as protein FAM135A-like. The record is from RefSeq and is a predicted model, not a curated record. The transcript has 18 exons. Lineage: Eukaryota; Metazoa; Echinodermata; Crinoidea; Comatulida; Comatulidae. Bases 231 to 3485 code for a protein of 1084 amino acids.
CAGACAGCUACGCAGCUACCAUGCGCACAGAACGCGGGAGCGAAGGCUAGUCGAUUUGUGGCUUGUCAGUUGUCAUGUCUCAACGCAACAUUCAGUCAGUAAGAAUGCAAGUGUCUAGUGCCUGAAUGUUCGAUAAAAAUGUUGGUUCGAGGAGUAAUAUAUUGUGUUUCUGCACUUUACAUCAAUUGAAUCAACUUCGUAUAACACAUAGAUACUAACUAGAAAGAGAGAUGGCAGAUUUACAAGCCACCAUUGAAUUGUCUGUGGAACUUUCUAAAUUCCAUAACAUUGACUUGUUUCAAAGAGGAUUCUACCAUGUCAGGAUGUACUUGAAGCUACCACCAAGAUCACCUUUUAAAUAUGAUGUCACGUUACCACAGCAAUCAGAUAUUGAGAUGGUUACUCCACCAUGUAUAUAUGAGAAUGUUGCUGUUAGCAAAACCUUCCAGAUACUAUACAAGAAUGAAGAAGUGAUGCUCAAAGAUGUUGCUGUGUUUAAAGUAUAUUUAUUAGUGGACAGUAACAAGAUUGAGGAGAGUAUAAAUUCCACCGAUAUCCAACUUGUUUUGGAACUUUAUUUUAGCUGCUCGGAUGAAGUGCCUACGAGCCCGGACAGCUUAGAACUAUCAAGCACACGCACGUUGAGGUUGCACAUGGAUGCUGCACGCGGAGUUCACGCGCACGCAUCAGUUUUAUUUGAUUACUUCCAUCUGUCUGCUGCUUCCCUUACCGUUCACGCGGCUCUUUUAGGAGUCAACCAAGCCAUGUUCAGUAUUCCAAAACCAGUCAAGUCUGGUUUCUUUGGUAAGUUUUCCAGUUCUGCGACAUCACCAACCAGGCAAGUAUCAAUUCCAAGUCUGGAAACAGUGUUGUUUGGCCCACGAAACAAGUUGCCAGAAGAAGUGGUUGAUGACUGCCCAUCACCUGAGGCGAAGAAGCAGGCUCUGCAGGUGUAUCGUAAUGUGGUCACAGCUCUGCUCAAGUCAAAGCGCCACCUUGCAGUCAGCUUUAACCACCUAUCAUCCUAUUUACCAAUGGAACAGAGAAUGACUUUAGAUGAUUCAGACAGUGAAGAGAAACUUGAAAAUAUGUGUGAAGUUGUCCAAAGUCUUGAAGGUAAGGAGGACAUUGUGGAAGCUGUUUGCUCAAGUUUUGGCCAGUUGUCCGGUGAAGUGACCUUGACUUGGACCCAAUACCAAGAGAUAAUGGUCAGCAACCAACGCAUUGUAGAACAUCUCCGAGACAAGUACCACCAGAUGAGGAUACAAAGGUUUUCCGAGUUCUUCUUCACCACUUCCCGGCCAAAACAAAUGGCACUGUCCCUGGAAGAACCUGGACAUCAGAACACCAUGGCAGUGGUCAGAUGUUCUGAGUAUUACUGUAAGUUACCACCGCUACCAAUCGAGUGUGAGGAAACCGACGGCAGAUAUGAGAACCAGCCAAUCGUAUUUGAGGAAAAGUACUUAGAGUCUGUAGCUUUUGGAAGAGGUCAUGUGAUUUCUGCUGUGGAUGUAAAUGUAAAUUUGAAUGACCCUGAUUCGUCACCAGAGGUAAAAAAAGAGCCUAUUGAUGACCACCAAUCCGACACUCAGAAACCGUCCAAAGACAAGUCUAGGAGUGUGAUAGGAAGCCUAAGAAAAACCAUUCUACUCCAGUCAUGUCGUGGAGGGGAAGUAGCCAAUGAGUAUCAAGAGAAUAUCUCACAUGACCACUCCAAUCCUAAUGAAUCUUCCAUGUCAACGUCUGUGUCGCUACCUAGUUUACUAUUGGACAAUGUGCCCCGCAACAUGGAUAAGGUAGAUGAGAAUGUGGAAACAGGGCCUUGCAACAUGAAUACUCAGAUUAAAAGAAAUAGUAUAUGUAGGUGUGAGCCUGCACAGGCAAACUGCAAUGAUAGACCUAAAGAAAAAAAGAAAAGUGUAUUGCGACAACUUUCUGGAGGGAGACUCAGGUUGAAAUCAGGAUUUGGGUCAAAGAGCAAAAAUAAAAUGAAACAUGCAGUUAGUUUAGACGGUCUUGAACGGUUGAGUUUUUCGCAAGAUCGCUUCGAUUCGCAAGCUUGCCUGAUCUCUCCCUCGCAGACGAUCACUCCCAGCGAUGAUGGGAUCCAUGUAAGUGAUGUCUUCCUGUCAUUGGUCAGUGAUGACUGCCCCAGUAACCAUGACAGCACUUUGAACUGUGACCUCACUUUACCAAAGAAUGACACUCAGGAAAUGCCAAUCACCUUGAACGCCCAGAAUUUAGACUCGAACAAUCUGGAUGAGGAGGAGCAGAAAAUUAGCUCAUGUACGGGUAAACGGAACUUUGUCACGCAGGAAUUAUCAUCCGGUGACACUUCUUGUUCAUCUUGCUUUCCGUUUAUUAGUUCCCCGGAGGUUAAUAAUCAUGCACAGCCUUGUAUAGUAAAAGAAAGACACCAUGGGGAAGCGGUUGUCAGCCAGUCCACAGCAGUGGCAGUUGGAGAAUCAAGGAAGUUACAUCCAGAUGCAAGGUUGUCGCUGAUAAUGGAGGACCGGCGCCAGAAUGAUAUAAGCUUCGAAUUUGCCAAAGAAGAUAUAAAACGCAAAAUUAGGACGACUCCAUUUGUGCUAUACAGCGAUUUGCCAGAGAAGGCGUCGACUCUUCCAUAUUUUAGCAUAGUUCCCGAUGUUGAAUAUGAAGAUGAAGCAAUAGACGUGCACUUGGUCGUUUGCGUACACGGUUUGGAUGGUAAUCGUGCUGACUUACGAUUGAUACGUACGUACAUCGAACUCGGCUUGCCAGGAGAAAAGUUUGAAUUUCUUAUGUCAGAAAGUAAUCAAGGUGAUACUUUUGCUGGAUUUGAUCAAAUGACAGAUCGGUUAAUAAGGGAGAUUAAAAACCAUAUAGAAGUCUUCAGGUUAAAGCCUAACAGAAUUAGUUUUAUUGGACAUUCACUAGGUACAUUGAUAGUCCGGUCAGCACUGUCCAAGCCUGACUUUGAACCUUGGCUGGACAAACUAUACACAUUCUUAUCGCUAUCUGGCCCGCAUCUUGGACAACUGUUCAACAGUAGCACUCUAGUCAACACAGGGAUGUGGUUUAUGCAGAAGUGGAAAAAGUCAUUUUCUUUACUUCAAAUGACUUUGAAGGAUAAUCCUGACCCCAGACAGACAUUCCUGUAUCAAUUAAGUGAAAAACCAGGGUUUUCUUUGUUUAAGAAUGUCCUUUUGGUUGGCUCAUCUCAAGAUCGCUACGUUCCUUUGCACUCUGCGAGAGUUGAGAAAUGCAAGGCAGCGGAAAAAGACAAGUACAUCUGGGGAACUGUGUACAACGAAAUGCUGACAAACAUCAUGAAACCAAUAGUUGACAAUCCAAACGUGGAACUUGUGCGGUAUGACGUACACCACGCGUUACAGUCGUCUGCCAAUUCUCUUAUAGGCCGAGCGGCACAUAUAGCAUUCCUAGAUUCCGAUCUAUUUAUUGAAAAAUUUAUGAUGGUAACUGGAUUAAACUAUUUCAAGUGAACCAAUGAGAUUGAUUGAUAUGAAAUAAUAGCAGAGAAGAGCAGUUCUUGCCACAAGAUCUGUAGAGGGCAGUCUUCAUAUUA